Molecule: messenger RNA, 2452 nt
Organism: Rhodofomes roseus
Lineage: Eukaryota; Fungi; Basidiomycota; Agaricomycetes; Polyporales; Fomitopsidaceae
Exons: 11
Coding region: 65-2107 (680 amino acids)
Molecular function (GO): protein binding
Source: RefSeq, a predicted model, not a curated record
CUUGAACCGCAGAGCUGUUCAUCCUCAAGAAUUUUUCUGAUCGUAGGCAGCCGCACGACACCCUAUGCCAGUGACAGCUCGCAGCGACAAAGGCUCUGUGUCGCGGCGCCGGCACAAAGGGCACGCCUCGAAUGCGAGUAGCGCAGGUGCCGGAGAAACCCGCAAGAAUCCUGCACGUUUGCCGAAGACUCCGAAGAGGGAGCGGGCUCGAGUAGCGCAGGCCAAUGGCCCUUCCAACGUCGACGUCACUCAUGCCCAAGCGAGUGCCCUCCUCAGUCUCCCGUUGGACGUCAUAUUCGAGAUACUCUCCUUCCUGAAACCGUUAGAGUUGGCGAAUCUUGCACAGACUAGCCGGGCAUUUCGCACGACGCUCACAACUCCUCGAUCACCCAAGAUUUGGAGGUCGGCGAGGCAGCACGCUGGGAACGCCCCUGAAUGCCCGCAGCGCAUGUCAGAAAUUUCUUGGGCACGAUUCCUCUACGGCUCUGUAGAAUGCGAGGAGUGCGGCGUACCGAAUCUACGCAAUUUGGACUUCGUCCUUAUGCGGCCAAUGUGCGACCAAUGCAAGCCGGACACGCUUUUAUGUGGAUGCUGCCUAUCCGACUAUUUUCCGGGCGUCGAUUGCGCAGUCCUGGAUCUCAUCCCUCACGUACACGUCGAGUCGCAUCCCUGGGCGAAAUAUUAUCUUGAUGCUGACAUCGUUGCGAUGGCGACAAUAUACGGCGAGUUACAGAGGGAUAUCGAGGUUAACACGCGAAAAGCUGCGGCAAAGAAAGCGCUCCAUCAAUUCAAGAAUGAGCGCAUCAAGCACGUACAUGCUGUUCUCGAGCAUGCGAACAAGUGUACCCAGUGGCUGCGCGAAUUCCAGGUCUAUCUUGACAACGAAAAACAGGAUCGUAUCGAGCAAUAUUACAAUCAAAUCGUGAGACGUUUCCGGGAGCUGGGAUAUGAAGAACAGGACAUUCAAGCUAUACGGUCCAAAUCAGAAGCUAUGUGCGAUCGCGCUGUGACUGAGCAAGUCUGGAAGCAAAUCAGGCCUGUGCUUCAAACGCGCGUUGAGAUGGCGCGGUGUAAACGAUUGGACAAAGACGAGGAAGCUAUCAUAACUUCUCGGAAGGCCUUGGUUCGAAACGCCUACGACGCAUACAAGCUGACACUGCGGCCUCUCGAGCGUCUGCACACGCCAGUGCCCGAGCUUAUCUACGCCAUUCCAGCGUUUCGGGCGCUCAUCUACAUGAAUCUGGACGCUCUGCUCAAGCAGACCGCUUGCAACGAAGCUGCGCAGCGGCUGCCCGAGUACCUCUCUGCCUUCAACGAUCAGCUGAAGUGUUGUCUGUUGCAGUCAAUGCUUGAUAAUGGAGCAUUCGAUCGCGGAGCUCGGAGGGCGAAACAGCUACCAAAGAAUGCCGAUGCCCGUCUCUCACUGGCGACCACUGUGUUCAAGCAAGUGAUCCCACGGAAACUAGAUCGCACCUUCUUUUCCUACAACGGCGUGGUUCUUGGAAUGAAGAUGCUUGACAUCUGGAAACUCAGUUGCCAGGCGGACUUCUGGGUUGCAAUGUACGAGACACAGGGGCGGGAGAUGGAACAGCCUACCCUCAGUUAUGAUGCACACGCUUCCGCAGCGGCAAAAACGUUCGUUGUACAGCUUGGCCUCGAUCAUGCAAUCACGCGGUCCGACGAUAUGGAUGACCUGAAUGGACGUUUCGUCUGUCAGCAUUGCAAACAUAGAGAAUUUUUAGGGAUACUCCGGGACAAAGCGUAUUCUUGGCGAGCUGCCGUGGAGCACCAUAUUAUCGCCCACACACGGAGCAAUCUACCCAUGUUCUUCAAGGCUCUGAACGAAGACGAGGUCAAAAUUGUACGCCGCAUAGAAGAUGGGCUCAGGCUCCAGGUGUGGAUGUGCAAUCAUUGCCCCUCCUACAACGUGCCAGCAACAUUUUACGAUGUCCAAGAGCACCUGACGACAACCCACGCUAUUUCAAAGCCCGAGGAGAACAGUGAUUAUUUUCACGCAUUCCCGGCUUUCCGAUAUGACCCGCCGCCCCAAUCUUUCUCGCGGUGCCUCCAGCUUGCAGCAGCCGUUGACCCAGCUGAGGACGGAUGAUUGUGCCGUCACUGUGAUCAGCUCUAUUGUGCUGAAGUUGUACAUGUGUGCCGUAUCGAGUGAUCAUGCCUCAUGUUCCGCCUCACAACUCUAAUGGUGCCGCUACGCACUGUGUAGCAUAAGUCACGAAACAUAUACACUUCAAACAUCAUGUAACUUAGUAUCAUAUCAGAUGUACUGUCAUGCCUACGGGCGAUCUGUGGUCUGUUUACCACAGUCGAUAUGUGACGAUCAGCUUGCAUGUCGUCACUGAAAAUAGAGCUCCCAGGUACAUACAUGCCAGUGAUGACUGCACUGACAGUACGUAGACCUAUUGGCCUGGUCGACCACUCGAGUACAUCGGAG